Messenger RNA from Paraglomus brasilianum, 1503 nucleotides. The record is from the annotation of a GenBank genome assembly. Lineage: Eukaryota; Fungi; Glomeromycota; Glomeromycetes; Paraglomerales; Paraglomeraceae.
AUGGCUGGUCGUCGGCAGGAAAAAAACAAAGCGACUGCGCUACCUCUGCCUCCUCCACAGAAUGCCCCCGAGAGACCUGAAAACUCCGAGCAACAAAUUACAGCAUUUUUGGCCAUUCAACUAAACAAUGUCAAGCUGUGGGUGCAUCUUGAAGGCCAAGCGAGUGCCGAUAAAGUGGGAGUUGCAAACGCCGAGGAUCUAGCUGACCUUAGACCAAUACUCCAGAGCAAGUUUCGAUCCCUGCGUUCCGUUGAGCAAGGCGACAUACAAUUCUUCGUAAGAAAGUCGCAUACGAAUCCCCUUCCCCCUGACACCACUAUUGAAGAAAUCCAAGCGAAUAACACCGCCAAAGUGCCGCUUAUCGUGCGGUACCCACUUUCAAACGACACCGGUACGAUUCUUUUCCCAACGUCCAUUGUUGCGCCUGUUAUGCUCAACAGUCUCUGUCGUUUUGUAGUCGAUAUAGAGGUUACGCACAUCAAGAGUCAUAUCAAAAUCUCUCUGGCUCAUUCCACCGGUACCUGGUACCUCCUACGAGCUAAAGCUAAAGAAAAGCUGGAGAAAUUGCAUGGGGCCGAAUUCUACUUUAUGGACAAGAAUCAAAAAGAUCGUAUUGUCGACGAUGAAUUCGAGUUCAAUGCCCUGGUAGCGAGGACCGCACCAAAUGACGAUGGCGAACGCUUAAUUCAGCUUAAAGCCCAACUUAAAGGAAAGAGACCGUACGGUGAUUGGACUUCUAAAGAUCUAUUAACUGAGAUCUUGAAUAUGCCGCUUGGUUCUAUUGAAGGAUUACCCUGCUUUGAUAUUGAAAGCAUUCCCGACGGAGAACCUUUGUCCGAUGAAGACACAAACCUCUUUUUAGGCACACUCGAGAAGAUUGCGGUUUCUCUUCACAAUCAUGUCAGCACUAAUGAGGCCACAGCACGUUGUUACAUCCACCCCUUCAUGCAUACAGCCGUGGCUCACGUCCGGUCCUCACAUCCGACGAUGCGGUUGAGUUUGGAAGAAGAUUUCGAUGGAAGCCGUGGAUACGGGCGUUUGGAUUACGUGGUCCACUGCCAUGAUAUCGCUGUCCUGGUAACGGAAGCAAAAAUGGAAUCGAUGGGCAAGGGGGUAGUUCAAAAUAUUAUACAAUUACACACCGCAGCAGAGAAAUUAUUGGGAAAGCGCAAGCGCAGAGACCUUAACAAUGAACUUCCCAGCAUAUACGGAAUCGUAACAACUGGGGAAAAAUGGAAGUUCAUCCACUGGUCCGGUCCCCCGACAACCCCAAGUGUGAAGGUAUCAAAAUCGUACGUCUGUGGUUUCGACGAAGAGGACGAAGAAGCAAAUGAGGCAACAAAAAAGGCAACAACAAAGGUGCUUUCUCUCAUCAGUCGUCUUCUUCAUUCCCAAGGCGAUUUCAUGGAAUCGCAUAUGGACCUUUUUCAAGUUGGCGAGAAUGAGGUGGCCGGUGAUGAUGAUGAUAAUGAGAGGGAUAGUCAGCGCGCGCGUAUUGAAUGA